CUUUUGUGCAACAGUGCGGCCAAAAGAAACAGUUUCCUUUGUUAUUUGCCCUUAUGUCAAGGAGAAAGAAGGAAGACUAUAUGAUGGUUUUGCAAGCCAUAUUAGAACGGCUAGAUGAACCCGUUGUUGAGGAAAUUUUGCUGUACUUUGAAAAGGCGGCUUGGCAGUCCAUUCGAGAAGUAUUACCCGGCAUUUCAAUCCGUGGGUGUGUCUUCCAUUGGACACAGGCAUUAUGGAGACGCGUGCAGGAACUUGGACUAGCUGCCACCUAUCGUGAGAAAAAGGCAACUCACUGGUUCAUCAAGCAGUUAAUGGCCCUUCCAUUUCUGCCUUCAAAUGACAUCAACCCCACAUUCCGGGCAAUGCAAGAAAAGGUUCAGGAAUCUUCCUCUCUAAAGUCCCUCACAGACUACAUGGAAAGACAGUGGAUUAACAACGCUGUAUUCCCUAUUCCAGCCUGAUCCAUCUACAAACAGGAGAUUCGUACCAACAACGAUACCGAAGGAUGGCACAAUCGUCUCAAUGGCAAAGCCGGGCAUGGAAACAUUGGGUUCUACCGCUUGAUUCCUCUGCUGCAGAAGGAGGCUGAAAUUGUGCACGUCCAGGUUUCCGCACAGGACCUGUCUCGUGAUGCCAGAAUAACUAGCACAAGGGUGGAGAAGAAAA
Saccostrea cuccullata (small rock oyster) is the source of this 666-nucleotide messenger RNA. RefSeq lists its product as uncharacterized. The record is from RefSeq and is a predicted model, not a curated record. The transcript has 4 exons. NCBI's taxonomy places the organism in Eukaryota, Metazoa, Mollusca, Bivalvia, Ostreida, Ostreidae. The coding region runs from base 54 to 461 and encodes 135 amino acids.